This is a messenger RNA of Lottia gigantea (owl limpet), 639 nucleotides long. RefSeq lists its product as hypothetical. The coding region runs from base 1 to 639 and encodes 212 amino acids. The record is from RefSeq and is a predicted model, not a curated record. NCBI's taxonomy places the organism in Eukaryota, Metazoa, Mollusca, Gastropoda, Lottiidae. The transcript has 2 exons.
AUGGCGAAUAAAUUUGGAUUAGGUUCUUUAACUUUGGAUACUAAAAAACCUAACACUACAGCAUGGAUAAAUAAAGCAAAACCUUAUUUUGUGGAACAAAUUGGAGACACCCUUCAAGGUAUAAGUGAAGAAAAAUUAACUGAAUUAGAAACCAAAAUAGAUGCUAUUAAACAACAACUUCUAAAUGUAGUAGAUGAAACUCAGUUUCAAAGUUUAAGUUCAUUAAUAUCUAAUUUAGAUGAUAAGAUUAAAAAACAAAAAAUGAUUCUAAUAGAUAAUAUUAAUCCAGGUAUAAGUGAAGACAAAUGGCAACAGGAACCAACUGCUCUAGAAACUAAAUUUAAAACUGAAUUACAAAAAGAAGUAACACAUAUUAAUCAACUGAUACAAAAUAUUUAUGAUAGUGAGAUUCAACAACAGAUAACUACUAUUAAUAACGAAGUUUUAAAACAGGAAAAAAAUAUAGCCGCAUUAGAAAAACAUCUCAAGGAAAAUAAAAAAUCAUAUUAUUUCAAUCAUCCAUUUUUCUGUGUGAGAAAUACUGAGCGUACUCCUACAGGUGAAACAACAUAUCAGUUGGAAGGAUAUGGAUUUAUAUUAAAAAUAAAAGUAUUUUUUAUAUAUAAGUGGAAACGUUAA